Messenger RNA from Stegastes partitus (bicolor damselfish), 1922 nucleotides. It is a transcript of the gene prkrip1, whose product is annotated as PRKR interacting protein 1. NCBI's taxonomy places the organism in Eukaryota, Metazoa, Chordata, Actinopteri, Pomacentridae. The coding region runs from base 29 to 607 and encodes 192 amino acids. Gene Ontology annotation, biological process: negative regulation of protein kinase activity. The transcript is spliced from 2 exons. Gene Ontology annotation, cellular component: nucleolus. Gene Ontology annotation, molecular function: protein kinase binding; protein kinase inhibitor activity; double-stranded RNA binding. The record is from RefSeq and is a predicted model, not a curated record.
GCGGAAGAAGAAGGCGACGGUUUGAAAGAUGGCGGCGGACAGACAGAAGACCAACAACAAACCAGGAAAACCUGGAGGAAAAGAGGCUCAGCCUCUGAUAAUCGCCAAGACACCGGCGGAGGAGCAGCGUCUGAAGCUGGAGAGGUUGAUGCGGAACCCGGAUAAGCUGGCUCCCAUCCCGGACAGGCCGAAGGAGUGGAACCCGCGGGCUCCGCCGGAGUUCGUGCGGGACGUGAUGGGCUCCAGCGCGGGAGCAGGCAGCGGGGAGUUCCACGUUUACCGGCACCUACGCCGGAGGGAGUACCAGAGACAGGACUUUCUGGACAAGAUGGCAGAAAAGCAGGACAAUGACCAGGACUAUCUGGAUAAAGUGGAGCAGAACAAACAGGCGGCGGAGGACAGGACGGCGAAGCGCAGGAAGAAGCGGGACAAGCUGAAGCAGAAGAAGAUGCAGGCGAAGAAAGCUAAACUGGAGGCUAAAAACAAGAAGGACGACGACGGAGACAAGAGCUCAGAGAGCAGCGAGGAGGAGGAGAAGGAGGAGGAAGACGAGAGAGAGGCUGAUGAUGAUGCCGAGGCUCCCAGCUUCAUCAUGGGGAGGAAAUAAUAAUGUCCGUUUGUCUUCAGCCUUGUGACGCUGCCCCUGGCCAAGCCUGUUGCUUGUGGGUACAACAAGGGUGCAGAGAGCAACUCAAAGAAUGAAAAGGCGUGACUUCUGGAGGCUCAGGAGAUUCACGUGCGAUGUUCCUUGCACAGACUCCUGCUUUCCACGGUGGUGGCGGUCUCGUUUAUAGCCGUCACCUUUCUUGAGGCAGGUAGAGUAAAGUCUGGCAGCCAGAUAUUGUUUGAAACAGGUGAAGCUCUUCCUGUCAGACACUGUUGGCUGUCACAAGAAUAUCUCAGAUUUCAUGUUUCGCCCACCGACUGGUGCUUCAGCGACCUUGGAAAAAUAUUAGGAGUUGUUUGCUUUAUUCAACCACUGUUUAUCGUACCUUUCUGAUGUGUUGAAAUACAUUCAGCUGAUGCUGUAAUUAUAUAUCAGUGAAACCAAUAAAACUGCUAAUUUCUUACAACUGGCUUUACACAAAUUUCACUAAGUCAUAUUAAGAUCCAAAUUGAGAGCUUAGACCUCUGUGGGUAUUAUUAAAUGCUAAAAAAAAUACUUUGUGCAUUUUUAAAAUGUAUCUUUUAUUAUUUUGUUAUGACCCUGUGCGGGUCAUUUGUGUUUUUUGCUGCUUGUCUGUCCCCAGUGUGAGUGUGUGUGUGCAUGAGUGUGGUGGAACGAGUGAAUUGGGAGCAGGUGGUGGCCCCGGGUUGGCUGGAUCACCUGCUGCUGCGCUGAUUCCCACCCACACCAUUGGUCGGAGGGCGGGCCAACCCGGUAUUUGAGCAGCCCGCCAGCUGUGGUCCUGGCUCCUCACCUCCAGCCUCACCCACCUCGAAGAAGCCAGCAGACCCGUGCCACUGCACCUCAAGAGACGCAGCAGUUGUAUGCUUACAGAAUUGUUUGAGAACAGAUCCCUAUAGGGACCCUUCGUAAAAUCUUAGUUGGAGAGCAGAGUAGGAGGGAGAGGCCCUUUUAUUUUGUACCUUUUUCUCCUGUUUUUUUGUUAUUAGAUAGGUAAGGUUGUUGUCUUUUAUUUGCUUUUUCUUUUCAUAGUCAGGGUUCUUAUAGAAUACGUUUUGUUUGUUGUUUUGGCCUGUUUCCCCUCCUUGAUUGACAACAAUAAAGAAACUGCUCAUCUUUUGUUACCUGACUUCGUGUUGUGGCUGGCCUUCUUCGAGGUGGAGGGACUAGUGUGGAGCAAUAUCCAUGCUAUGCCCCAGGUUCCCCUAGGCCGGGGCAUAACAAUUUGUUUAAAGUAACCCAAUUACACACAAUGAACUUUCUAAUAAAAUUUUGGUUGCAGAUGAUAAAAAGA